AUGUCUCUAACACAAGGCACUGCAACUUUCCCGAGAAACUCUACUUUCUUGGGAAAACGUCGGGAUCGCAUGCAUGCAAGUGGCUUUGGGAUUGUAAAACCAGAGACUUUAGGCAUUCUAGAGUUCCGACUUGAGGAGAUACUAGAAUUUGCUGUUCCUGAACCCACGCUCUGCUAUCUCAACUGUCUUACUUUGACAAACUCCAUAUACUCUUGGAAAUCCAGGUAUCAGACCACCAGAGAUCUGAGGCUUUGUUCAGAAAAAUUAUAUGCACUCUACAAAAUACAUGAGAAGAUUUCGGCCACCGUAGAUGACAAAACCUGGAACCCGGCGUACAAGCAUCUCGUUAAUGGCUUACCAGAUGUGGGAACCGAAUUAAAUCAGACCAUAGGUCAAAUAAUUCCUUCCAUUUGGGGAUUAUUUGACCUAAUUGGGAAUUACUCAACCUAA
This is a messenger RNA of Prunus armeniaca (apricot), 450 nucleotides long. Lineage: Eukaryota; Viridiplantae; Streptophyta; Magnoliopsida; Rosales; Rosaceae. The record is from the annotation of a GenBank genome assembly.